Megalops cyprinoides (Indo-Pacific tarpon) is the source of this 2499-nucleotide messenger RNA. RefSeq names its product NXPE family member 2-like. Lineage: Eukaryota; Metazoa; Chordata; Actinopteri; Elopiformes; Megalopidae. The record is from RefSeq and is a predicted model, not a curated record. Bases 327 to 2141 code for a protein of 604 amino acids. The transcript is spliced from 9 exons.
UGAAGCAUAUGAACCCUUUUUUGGUUGUCGCUGCUAAGGACAAACUUACUACUCUGGAAUAAACCUAAAAUUGAAAUGUUUACAUUUUCCAAAAGUUUAUCUUUGAAUCUUCAGUUUUUGAAUUGUUGGGAAAUUGAGUCCUGUUGGGAAAUCCUCUUAAAACACCACACAAGACCAAACACUGACCAAGGAGGGCAUGUUGUGUGAGAUGGGGAUGCAUUUAAAAUAUUAAUGUUUAGUCUCUGUGUUAUUUUUCCUCUUCGGGGAACCUCUUCAGGAAUCAUGUGUCCAGCUGUAGCAUAGACAAGCUACUCAUCGCCACAAACAUGAAACAGGUGCUUUCAAGCACUGCUUCUUUUCACACCACAGUCUCCUUGCCAAUCUUGCACAGACAUGAGUUGAAGGAAGACAUUUCAUGUGAAGCUUCAUACAAGCAAUCUAGUUCUAAACCAGACCAUCCAUCAACAGAGGGGUCUAGUUUUGUGAGAUGGGGAUGUAACUAUUCAGUGAAGAAAUUUACCUUCAUUUCUCUGUGUUGCAUGAUGUUUCUUUUUCUAUAUUUUUCCAAAAUGGUUAAAUGGACUUCAAUAAUGGCUUUUUUGGAUCUUCAGAACCAAAAUAAACCUGACCACACACACAUGACUGAGGAGCUAUUUGUUACACCAUACAGAGAGAUGACAGUAGAGGACGUAAUUUCCUCCUUAAGGGGGAAUUUCCCAACAGCCACCAACUUCACCUCUUUCCAGAGCUCUUCCAGUGCCCGACACAGUGUGGCCAGACUGAAGCAGCCCAGGGACCAGUUCUGUGUGGGAGACACACUGAAUGUGCUGGUGGAGAUGAGAGACUAUAGGGGGCGACCAAAGGCCUAUGGAGGAGACUUCAUUCUGGCUCGGAUUCACUCUCCCAAACUUCAGGCGUCUGCAUCAGGAGAUGUCACUGACUUCCACAAUGGCUCCUACCGUGUGCAUUUCACUUUGUUCUGGCCUGGGGAGGUGCAGGUCUCUGUGCUUCUGAUUCACCCCUCUGAGGCAGUGCAAGUCCUCUGGAGAACCGGGAAGCAGAACUACAAUAAGAUUGAGUAUACAGCAACCUUUGUCAAUGGAAACAAGACAGAGAAAGCUACAUGUGGUCUCCGACUGAACAAAAAAGCCCCUCUGUGUGAAUACAAAGACGAGGAGGAAGGGGAAUAUUUUGCUUGUGUACAACCCCCAACCCUGCCCUGCAGCUCCUUGAACACCAUAGCCUCCCACAACACCCCAGGACCUUUUCUGACAAAAGACGAGACUCGGCUACUAGCCAAGACAAAUGUUGGAUUACAAAUAAAACACAACAUUAGGCCUGUGCGGGUCAUCAAUUGUUCUGGUAUAUCGCUUUUUGCCACUGCAGCCCACAGACCAUCUGAAAAGUGUGUGCCAGGCAUGAAGUCCCCUUUUCCUAGUGGCUAUUUCUUUGCAAACAGAUGGUUUUCCUCCUUCUGUCAGAUAGGCCCCUUCCUCAGUGAAGAUGCCAUUAACCGCUGUCUGACAGGAAGGAGACUGCAUGUCAGAGGUGACUCCACAGCACAUCAGUGGGUCAGCUAUUUGGGAGAAAAGCUAGGUCUGACAUUAAAAAAAUCACCUAUUGCUUGGAUGCCUUUCCUGGCUUUUGAUGACCACAGGAACAUCACUAUUCAAUGGAAAAAACAUAAUCCCCCCUGGAUCAUUGCCCACCACAUCAGCACGAAGGAGUUUGUGUACAUUUCCAGAGAUCUGGACAGUUUAGAUGUUGGCGAGGCCAGUCAGGAUGCAGUAGUCAUUGGAAUAGGACAGCACUUCCGGGCCUUCCCCCUGGAGUUCUUCAUCCACAGGCUCCUCAAUAUCCGUCGAGCGAUCUUACGACUGCAGGCCCGCAGCCCUCAAACCCAGGUCUUCAUCAAGCUGGAGAACAACAGGGAGUUCAGCUCAGUGAUUCUGCGUCUGAGUGACUGGUACGGCCACAUGCAGAACCUGGCGCAGAGGAAGGUGUUUGGGGACCUGAAGGUGGGGCUGGUAGAUGCCUGGGACAUGUCAGUGGCCGCCAACACCUUUUCCGUCCACCCUAACAAGAUUGUAGUCUCUAAUGAAGUGGCUGUCGCACUGUCAUACCUCUGUCAUAAUCUGUAGAGGUGUCUAGUAUGACUAUGUGCAUGGUAAUAUCUAUGUCCAUUACCAAGAUAAUAUGUGGGUACAAUAGGAAUAGAGUUACUAAUGACCUGCUUGCAAGUUACUAUGUGGCAUGGCUAAAAGUCAAGGUAGCGAUUCAUGCCACAAGGUCAAGGUGGUGUUCAAUUUAAGUGAAACUGGAGAUGCUAUGCUGGUAUGUCAGAAUAGCUGACUAUUAGGUAGAUAUAUUAAUAAGCAGGUAAAUGUCUAGAUCAUUGUCAAUGUAUUAGAAUGAUAUUGUGAUUCAUAAUUUGGAUAACUAGCUAGGUAUCUAUAUUAAGAUACCUUGUUUAGCUAGCUAGCAAAAUGUAUGAUAGCC